Molecule: messenger RNA, 315 nt
Organism: Drosophila grimshawi
Lineage: Eukaryota; Metazoa; Arthropoda; Insecta; Diptera; Drosophilidae
Exons: 3
Coding region: 38-238 (66 amino acids)
Source: RefSeq, a predicted model, not a curated record
GUUAAAAUUCUGGUAAAAAAUCGUAGAGCAUUGAAAAAUGGAAGAAGACUUUCAAUUCGAAAUCACAAAGGCACCUGGCGGUUAUACCGUCGAUAUGGACAGUGAGCGCUUGGACUGCGAGCAUAUUGAUGAGAUAACUGAGCGCUGGAUAGAUCCAAAUAGACCGUCUUUUGUAACAGUGUUGUUACGCUUCUUUGGCAAUAUAUUCGUGGACUGCUUCAGAGCGAUAUUUGCUUAAAUGAAGAUAUUGAUAAUUUUGCAUGUCUAUACAUUUCUUGGCAAUAAAAAUGUGAUGUAAAAUACUCCUAAUGUUAA